Molecule: messenger RNA, 1554 nt
Organism: Hyaloscypha bicolor E
Lineage: Eukaryota; Fungi; Ascomycota; Leotiomycetes; Helotiales; Hyaloscyphaceae
Product: 3-hydroxyphenylacetate 6 hydroxylase
Exons: 5
Molecular function (GO): iron ion binding; heme binding; monooxygenase activity
Source: RefSeq, a predicted model, not a curated record
AUGGCUAUCAGCAACCUCCUCCACGCAGCUCAAGUCGAAGCCAUCGAGGAUCCCUUGCAGGCUUUGGCUGUGGCCUUCUUUCUGGUUCCAAUCCUCUACGUUUUGGUCAAUGAAAUCGUUCGACGGCAGGCCCGAGUGGUUGGUCUUCACGGACCAAGGGGCCUUCCUCUUAUAGGGAAUCUCUGGCAAAUUCGAAAGAACGCCGCCGAGAAAUAUCGACAAUGGGCCCGUACUUAUGGUGCUGUUUACCAAAUACAAUUGGGCAAUAUUCCGGUUGUAGUGGUUAAUUCUGCUGCAUCUGCGAAGGUUUUGUUUGGCCAACAUGCUCAGGCACUGAGUUCGAGGCCGGAAUUCUAUACUUUCCACAAGGUUCUAUCGAAUACGGCAGGAACAACCAUCGGGACAUCACCAUACAGCGACUCGCUGAAGAGGAGAAGAAAGGGUGCCGCGUCAGCCCUCAAUCGACCGUCGAUUCAGACAUACGUAUCCCACUUAGACCUCGAGAGCAAGGACUUUAUUGCAGAACUACUGAAUUACGGGAAGGCAGGAUCGGAGCCCGUCGACCCACUCCCUUGUAUACAAAGAUUAAGUCUUAGCUUGGCUCUUACAUUAAACUGGGGGGUUCGAAUGGAUAGCCAAGAGAACGCAAUGUUUGACGAAAUUACGCAUGUCGAGGAAGAAAUUUCCAGGUUUCGGUCUACUACGGGUAAUCUCCAAGACUACAUUCCCCUUCUACGACUCAACCCAUUCAGCUUUGGAUCGAAAAAAGCUGGCGAGAUGCGAGACCGUAGAGAUGUUUACUUGACUGCCUUGAACAAAGGCCUGGAAGAUCAAAUGGAAAAAGGGACACACCGACCAUGUAUCCAAGCGAACGUCAUACUUGAUGAGGAGGCAAAACUUAAUAGUGAAGAGCUUACCUCAAUCAGUCUGACUAUGCUUUCAGGGGGCCUUGAUACGGUUACAACACUUCUUCAGUGGAGUGUUGCAUUGUUGGCUCAACAUCCAGAUAUCCAGCAGAAGGCUUGGAAGGAGAUCGAGGAGUUUUACUCGGUGGACCAACCACUUUGUGAUGCACUCGAUGACCAGAAAUGCUCUUACGUCGUUGCUCUGGCCCGCGAGUGUUUGAGAUACUUCACCGUACUUCGACUAGCCCUACCUCGAGUCUCGGUCAAGGACGUGACAUACGAGGGGGUCGUGAUUCCGAAUGGGACAGUCUAUUUCCUUAACGCUUGGAGCUGUAAUAUGGACGAAGAAGUAUGGGAUGAUCCCAACGAGUUCCGACCCGAACGUUGGCUGGAGCAGGAGAACGCAGAUGCACCUAUGUUUAGCUACGGCCUAGGGUACCGCAUGUGUGCUGGCUCGCUGCUUGCGAAUCGUGAGCUUUACCUCGUCUUCAUCCGCAUGCUUCAUUCAUUCGAGAUCCAGAAAUUCGACAAUGUGGAUUGCCAUCCAGUGCGAGGCAGUGCAGAUCCAACAAGCCUUGUCUCUAUGCCAAAACGAUAUAAGGCGAAAUUUAUUCCUCGGAAAUUGAGCGCACUGGAAAAGGCUUUGGCG